This is a messenger RNA of Coccomyxa subellipsoidea C-169, 708 nucleotides long. Its product is annotated as 60S ribosomal protein L37a. NCBI's taxonomy places the organism in Eukaryota, Viridiplantae, Chlorophyta, Trebouxiophyceae, Coccomyxaceae. Gene Ontology annotation, cellular component: ribosome. Gene Ontology annotation, biological process: translation. Bases 177 to 455 code for a protein of 92 amino acids. The transcript is spliced from 3 exons. Gene Ontology annotation, molecular function: structural constituent of ribosome. The record is from RefSeq and is a predicted model, not a curated record.
CAGAGACUUUUCUGGUCAGCGCGCUAUGAUCUACGACGUCAACUCGGGCCUCUUCAGAUCGUUCCUUGCAGCUGGCGGUGGGUCUCACGGCUCAACUGUGAGGAAGGACAACAGGAAACAGCCCAACGAGAAGUCCAAGGACAACAAGCCACCUCUGACCGAGUAAGCUUGUUGCGAUGUCGAAGCGCACAAAGAAGGUGGGGAUUGUCGGCAAGUACGGCACCCGGUAUGGUGCCUCGCUGCGUAAGCAGAUCAAGAAGAUCGAGGUCAGCCAGCACUCCAAGUACUUCUGCAGCUUCUGCGGAAAGUACUCUGUGAAGCGCAGCGCUGUGGGCAUCUGGAACUGCAAGUCUUGCAAGAAGACCCAGGCUGGCGGCGCCUACGUCCUCAACACUGGCUCAGCUGUGACUGUCCGCUCCACCAUCCGCCGUCUGCGCGAGCAGACCGAGAUCUAAAUGGUCAGCGGGGGGUCAGCAGGCAUGGACAACCGUCAGCCAGUUCUUUUCUGUUGUGUAAGGUGUAGGAAGAUGAGGUGUCUAUGACAGGCUUCGCGGGGGAUAUGCUCGGCAUGCUGCAGUGCUGCUAUGGUCUCUGCUGCUGCCAGCAGCAAACUGGGGUGCUGUGUUCAGAACAUCGCAUUGGACUCACUGAAUACUACUCGUGGGAUGUAAAGACUGGAUAUAGCUCGUGUGAAAAGUUGAAAGGGGC